AUGUCAAUUGAUAAAUCUAAAUUAGUCACUAGAUUGGGAAAAUCUGGUUUGAAAGUUAACACCAUCGCCAUUGGUACUAUGAGAUUAGGAUCUAGCUGGAUGGGAUUCAAUGGUGAUAUUGAUGAAUGUUUAAAAAUUUUGAAAUUCUGUUAUGACAAUGGAUUCCGUACUUUUGAUACCGCAGAUGCUUAUUCCAAUGGUAAAUCUGAAGAAUUGUUAGGAUUGUUUAUUAAAAAGUAUGAUAUCCCACGUGAAAGAAUUGUUAUUUUAACUAAAUGCUAUUUCCCAGUUAAAGAUACUACUGAAGAAGGUAUGGGUGAGGUUGAUGAAGUUGAUUUCAUGAAUGGCAAGGGAUUAAGUAGAAAACAUAUUUUGGCUGCAGCUGAGGCAUCUGUCAAGCGUUUGGGUACCUAUAUUGAUGUCUUACAAAUACAUCGUUUAGAUCGUGACGUUACAUACGAAGAAAUCAUGCAUUCAUUGAAUGACGUUGUUGAAAAAGGGUGGGCAAGAUAUAUUGGUGCUUCCUCAAUGAAGACUUGGGAAUUCAUUGAAUUACAAAAUGUUGCUAAAGCCAAUGGAUGGCAUCAGUUUAUUUCAAUGCAAAGUCAUUAUUCCUUGUUAUAUCGUGAAGAUGACAGAGAGUUAAACGAUUACUGCAAAAAACACGGAAUCGGAUUGAUGCCAUGGUCUCCAAAUGCCGGGGGCGUGUUAUGUCGUCCAUUUGACUCUGACAAGAAUAAAAAAUUUUUUGAAAACAAGCAAUGGGCAAGUAUUUAUGGUUUAGAUAAUGUCAACGACAAUGACAAAGCUAUUGUUAACAGAGUUGAAGAAUUGAGUAUCAAAUAUAAUGUUUCAAUGAUGCAUGUCUCUUUAGCAUGGUGUAUUGCUAAAGGAGUUGUCCCAAUUGCCGGUGUAUCUAAAUUUGAACAAGCUGAAGACUUAGUUGGCAUUUACAAAGUUAAUUUGACUGAAGAAGAUAUCAAAUAUCUUGACGAACCUUACCAUGCUAAGGAUUUGGCACCACUUCUUGAUUAA
Molecule: messenger RNA, 1035 nt
Organism: Candida albicans SC5314
Lineage: Eukaryota; Fungi; Ascomycota; Pichiomycetes; Serinales; Debaryomycetaceae
Exons: 1
Coding region: 1-1035 (344 amino acids)
Source: RefSeq, a predicted model, not a curated record